Molecule: messenger RNA, 1740 nt
Organism: Aspergillus ruber CBS 135680
Lineage: Eukaryota; Fungi; Ascomycota; Eurotiomycetes; Eurotiales; Aspergillaceae
Product: ferric reductase family protein
Exons: 2
Coding region: 1-1740 (579 amino acids)
Biological process (GO): intracellular iron ion homeostasis; iron ion transport; copper ion import
Cellular component (GO): plasma membrane
Molecular function (GO): ferric-chelate reductase activity
Source: RefSeq, a predicted model, not a curated record
AUGGACAUCACACCACGCAGCUCAGGCAACUCCUGGGCCAUCCAUGAAGCCCUCAAUGAUGACCUCGCUCGUACCACCGUCCUCGUUCUCGGUCUCAUGGCCGCCUUUGUCUACAUCUGGCAACUGUCCCAUAGCUUCUCUGCUCACCUCCGCCGUCUCGCCAGUUUCUCCAACGACCGCCAACGCUACUUUCUCUCGCCCGAUAGCACCCUCUCCAAGAUCAAGAACCACAUUGUCUACGCGCCGCUGAUCCGUGGGCGUCAUAAUCGCGAGUUCCAGCUCUCGCGUGCUGUCAACUUUGGCACGCUGCCGUCGCGGUUCCAUAUGUUCCUUAUUGUCGGGAUUGUGGUGAUGAAUGUCGCGGUUUGUGUGGUUACCGUUCCGUACGGUAGCGAUGAGCAUACCGUCUCGGGCAUGGUGAGAAACCGGACUGGUACCAUGGCCACUGUCAAUCUCAUGGCGCUGGUGCUGAUGGCUGGUCGCAAUAACCCCCUAAUCACCUUGCUUCGGGUGCCGUUUGAUACCUGGAACUUGUUACAUCGGUGGCUGGGGCGCAUUGUCGUGCUUGAAGCCAUUGCGCAUACAUUCGCUUGGGCCAUUCCGGAGGCGAACCAGGCAGGCUGGGAUAUGGUGGGGAUGGUGUUUGGGAUGAGUAACUUUAUGCUGGCUGGCUUGGUGGCGGCCUGUGCCUUUACCGGUCUCAUGGUGCACUCUCCCUCACCAAUUCGUCAUGCCUUUUACGAGACAUUCCUUCAUCUGCACAUUGCCAUGGCUGCUGUUGCCUUUGGUUUCUUGUGGGUUCACCUGAAGGGCUUGCCGGCGCAGAACUAUCUUUUGGUUGCUAUCGUUUUCUGGGCUUUGGAGCGAGCUACACGUCUUGUCCGCAUCGUCUACCGCAACUGCGGCCGCAAACUCACCACCGCAGUCGUCGAGGCCCUCCCAGGUGACGCCCUGCGCAUCACCCUCAACCUCGCCCGCCCGUGGACCUUCGAACCCGGUCAACACAUCUAUCUCUACAUCCCCGCUGUCGGCUGGUGGACGGCCCACCCCUUCUCCGUCGCCUGGAGCGAAUCCUCCGAAGUCAUCACCGACGAAAAGGGCAUCCCCAUGACCCACCAAGACGCCCUCAGCACUCACCAAAAAACCUCCCUCUCCCUCCUCGUCCGCCGCCGCACAGGCUUCACCGACAAACUCUUCACCCGCGCCCAGAACGGCAUGGACUCUCGCGUCACCCUCAAAGCCUUUGCCGAAGGCCCCUACGGCAGCAUCCACUCCCUUGACUCCUACGGCACUGUCCUCCUCUUCGCCGGCGGUGUCGGCAUCACCCAUCACGUCCCUUUCAUCCGCCACCUGGUCCAGGGCUACGCCGACGGUACCGUGGCCGCCCGUCGCGUGACCCUUGUCUGGAUCAUCCAGUCCCCCGAACACCUCGAGUGGAUCCGGCCCUGGAUGACAAGUAUCCUGGCGAUGGACCGCCGGCGCGAAGUUCUGCGCAUCAUGCUGUUCAUCACGCGGCCGCGCAAUACCAAGGAAAUCCAGAGCCCCAGCGCCACGGUGCAGAUGUUCCCUGGCCGGCCAAACGUGGACACUCUGGUGGGCAUGGAAGCGGAGAACCAAGUCGGUGCUAUGGGAGUGCUGGUUUGUGGAAAUGGGGGGUUGAGUGAUGAUGUGCGCAAGGUGUGUCGGAAGAGGCAGGAUGGGUCAAACAUUGACUAUAUCGAGGAGAGCUUUACUUGGUAG